This is a messenger RNA of Astyanax mexicanus (Mexican tetra), 1890 nucleotides long. It is a transcript of the gene commd7, whose product is annotated as COMM domain containing 7. Gene Ontology annotation, biological process: tumor necrosis factor-mediated signaling pathway; negative regulation of DNA-templated transcription. The coding region runs from base 92 to 694 and encodes 200 amino acids. Gene Ontology annotation, molecular function: NF-kappaB binding. The record is from RefSeq and is a predicted model, not a curated record. The transcript has 9 exons. NCBI's taxonomy places the organism in Eukaryota, Metazoa, Chordata, Actinopteri, Characiformes, Acestrorhamphidae.
AGUGAAUCACAAGACUCGUGUUUAAGCGGAAGUCGAGCAGCAGCUGAGGGUUAACUGAGAGAGCCGCUCUGUGUGGAGAUAAACAGAAAUAAUGCUACAGUUACAUUUUACUAAAGAUACACUGCCCGACAGUGUCAGCGCUGACUUCCAAACCCUUAAUAAAUUCACCGAGCAGCAAUUUGUGAGCUUGACUGAGUUAUUGUACCAGUUCCUGCUGGAGCCAAAAGAGUCAGAGCGGUUCCUGGCACAGCUAGCCGAGUUUGCAGGAGAGAAUGGCAUGGGUGCAGGUCCACUUAGAGGCCUAAUGAAGAGCAUUCUGCUGCUUCCACACGGUGCUCUAAAGAAGAAUCUCACUGCUGAACAAGUUAAAGAGGACCUGCUGUCCCUAGGGUUAAAUGAAGACAAGGCCACUCACUUUUCUGAUCAGUGGAGGGUCCACAACCCGCUGUUGUCCAGGUUGGCAGUUGGUCAGACACUGAUGGUCAACCAGCUGGUGGAUAUGGAGUGGAAAUUUGGUGUUACUGUUGGGACGAGCGAACUGCAAAAGGCUGGAAAUAUCUUCCUGCAGCUUAAACUGGUGGUCAGAAAGGGGAACAGUACACAAAAUGUUUUCAUGGAAUUGACACUGCCACAGUUCUAUAACUUCCUUCACGAGAUGGAAAGAGCCAGAGCCAGUAUGGACUGCUUCAGCUGAGGAGCUGCAUCACUGCAUAGUCUUAUAUAUCUUUAUAUAUCUUUAAUUCCAUGCAACUGAUGAAUGAGUUGAAGGAGCAUUUAGGUUUGUGUAUACCGUUACCGAGCCUUAACAUUAUAAGUGUAAAUAAUAGUGUAAAUAACAUUGAUUAUCUGGUUGCACUGAUGACUGCCUAGGGGUGUGAUGUAUUAGGCAGCAAGUUCACGGUCAGUUCAGUCAGUCAACAGCCAGUUAAUUUGCUGAAAGCAGGAAAAAUGUGCAAACAUCUGUGCAAAUGGGCUGUGCAAAAAGGUCUGAGCUACUUUGACCAGGGUAGAACUCGGCAUCUCCAAAUCAUUACUCAGGUCUUAGUCCUGUUUUGCAGUGUCUGGAACCUACAAACGUCCUCAAAGUGAAUACAAGCAGUGGUCUCAUAAACUCAUUAAUGCAGUAAUUAAAGUAAACUGAACCCAUAAAAAAGCUACUGUAGAACAUAUGCUGACCGGUACCACCCUGACCAUAAAGAAGCAGAUAAGAAGCUGGAUGUUUCGUGGAGUCCGUGUCUCAAGGGGUCAGAUCUGUUCUUGCAGUCUGAGGGGGACCUACGCAGAGCUAGCCAGGUGUUUUUUAUGUUAUGACUGAUCAGUGUGCAGUGCUGUGCAGGUGUAUGAAGCAUCUGAGAAAAGCUAUUCAUCUUGGGAGUAAAUGAGUAAAAUACACACUGUAUAAUAACCAUACAAAAAGUAGUCAUUUUACACAUUUCAUUGUGUUUUCUUUCUUCAAACAUAAGUAAGGAAGCCAUUAUUAUCCAGGGCCUGGUUUAUUAAGGUAAAUUAGGUGAGCUGCUGCUGCUGCUUGUGAAUCUCAACAAAUUUAUGGGGUGGCUGGAGGCAUCGAGGAGAAACCUGGAACCAAGCCAGUUUUCUUCCAAUCAGCUCUCGCCAUCUCAACUACUUUUUGAAAACAAGAAAUUCUAGUUGCUUUUUCCCGCAUUAAUGUUUCUUUGAGUUUUAUGAGCAUAAACACACUUAUUCCUCAGAGCAGUGGUUUAAAAAGUCUUCUGCACCUUUUGUACUGCAUAUUUGUGUUUACACACAAUUGGGUGUGUGACUCCAAUGGUUCCGGUCGCACCUAAAUGGUUGUUUUUUUUGGUAUGAUGAAACCUGUUGAUUUGUAUUUUGCACUUAUGGACCAAUAAAUCAAACAAUUCACAUUUA